ACAGUCGAUCCACCAGCCAAUCUUUGAUCACCCAACCGGUCUCCUCGUGCUCUAACUCGAACCCAAACCAAACCACCGUCUCCUUGGCGGCUCCGCCCUACCACCAUGGCUGCCGUCGCGCCUCCGCCCGACAACAUGGACCCGCCGCCGGCCACUCCCCCAGCCGCCACUCCUGCCGCGACGCUAACCCCGCCUCCCGCCGCCACCUCCACCCCGCCAAACCCCGCGACGCCCGGCCCCGCGGCGCCUAGUCCAAACCCUAACCUGCCCCCCGCCCCCGCUUCCGCGCCUCCGGCGGCAUUUGCGCCACCGAUGCCCCCAGCUCCGGUCUCUUUCGCCGCUACCUUCCGCCCGCUCGGUGCUCCUGCGCCACCGCCGCCGCACCAGGUCCCGCAGUACGGCGCGUUGCCGCCGAACCCGGGCUACCCGAUGCCGCCGCCGAUGCAGCCGCCGGGCGUCCCCGUCGUCAUGCCUCCGGGCUCCGUUCGGCCGCCGGUCAUGUACGGACCGCCCCAGCCGGGAGCAUACAUGCCGCAGCAGGGCGCUGCGGUCCCCCAUCCUGCGGUGGUCGUGCCAGCCAUUACUCCCCACAGCGAGAGGUGCCGGCUCAUGUUUGAUUCUGCAGCUCUAACUGAAGCUGUAGAUCAUUUGCUCCCUCACUGAGUGUGGUAUGCCGAAUGUUUGAAUUUGAACUGGUUUUGUUUACAUUGUCUAAUUGAUUUACAUGCUUUAGCUCGUCUCACUGCUUAAUUAGGCUCAGUUUCAUUAUGCACUUAGAUGCUUCAGCUCUGGGUUGUCCCGAAAACUUGCUAAGGUAUCAUGAUUUUCUGCCGUUUAAUUUCAUAUGCCGGCCAUAUCCUUUUGUUAUGGUUUCAUAUACAUUUUUUUGAUAAGAAGUGUAAAGUAGUGACAUAUUUGCCUGAGCUCUUAUUACCUGAGUAGUGCAUUACAAUGGUGUGAGCUAUACCAAGUUUCUCAAAUAACCAAUACAAGUAUGUUAUCCUGUCCAUGAGGUUAAGAGGUAAGGCCAGUUUUGUUUAGGUCCCUUUUCGUUUGACCAAAAUAUUGCUUCUGUUGAUGUUCACUCUGGUAUUCUGAACUGGCAAGAUAUUGCUAAUCUAUUCAGUCAGCUCUUAUUUGUUUAUGGCUUUCGGUAUCUUCUGUUUACACAUGACUACACUCUCUGAUUUUAUAUGUGUUAUGUGGUUUCUAUGUGUUUUACUUCGUUGGUAUACUUACUAAUGUGGUUGCAUAGGUGUUGUCUGUCUGUCUCUGCAGGAAUGCCUCGUUAUCCUGCACCGUAUCCUAUGGUUCGUCCAGGUUUUGUUCCACGUCCAAUGCCGCCACCUGGUGUUGUGACAAUUCAACGACCACCAAUAAUUUCUGGGAUCCGGGCUAUUCCUCCUUUGGUAGCCCUGACUGCCCGUCCACCUCCUCCAGCUGUUAUGCUGGCUGAUAAACCGCCAACCGCAGUUUAUGUUGGCAAGAUUGCCCCAACAGUAGACAAUGGUUUCCUUCUUUCACUUCUCCAGCUUUGUGGACCUGUCAAGAGUUGGAAGCGUGCCGAAGAUCCAAGUAAUGGAAAACCUAAAGGUUUUGGGUUUUGUGAGUUUGAAUCUGCUGAAGGCAUCCUUCGUGCGACACGGCUUCUCAACAAAUUGAGCCUUGAUGGUCAGGAACUGGUGAUUAAUAUAAAUGAUGCCACCAAGGAGUACCUGAAGAAACAUGUUGAGGAAAAGAAGAGAGCACAAGUGAAGUCAAAAGAUGCAAGUGGGGAUGGAACUACAGCUGUUGCUGAAAAUGAAUCAUCAAAAUCUGUUCCUGAUGAAUCAGAUAAGGAGACAGGAGAUGCUGGAGACAAGGACAGUGACGAGAGCACUAAGAAAUUUGGGAUUGUUACUGAUGAAGACUCUCAAGCUGAUAAAGACGUCGCAGAAAAAAUAAGCAGUAUGAUUGAGCAGUGGUUAAAGACUAGACCGCCACCUCCACCUCCACCAGUUCAACCAUCGGCGGAUAGCUCUGGUGUAGAUAAGGCAAAAAAUGAUUCUGCUGAUAAGACUGAUGCUGACACUGUUAAAAGAGCAGUCAAUGAAACUGAAAGAUCUGAAACUGCCUCUCCUGAUAGGAGGAAGGAUAGAGAGCAUGAUAAGGAUAAACGGGACAAAGAUAUUGAAAGGCAUGACCGUGAACGCGAACGUGAAAGGAUACGGAGGGAUAGGGAGAAGGAUCAUAAGCAUAGAGAAGUUGAUAGACUAUACAGGGAUCGCCUUAAGGAGUGGGAAUCUAGGGAGAGAGAGAAAGAAUAUCAGAGAUAUAGUGAAAAGGAGAAAGAAAAAGAUAGAGAACAUAACCGCAGAAGGGAGAUCCUGAAGCAGGAAGAUGAGAGCGACGAAGAGGAUAAUAGGAAAAGGAAGCGAAGGAGUAGUAGUUCACUUGAAGAUAGGAAAAGAAGGCGGCAACGUGAAAAGGAGGAAGAUUUGGCAGAUAAAAUAAGGGAGGAAGAGGAAAUUGCAGAAGCAAGGCGGCGGGCUGUAGAGUUGCAACAGCAAGCAGAUGAAGCAGCUGCAGCAGCGGCUGCAGCUGCUGAAGAGUCUGCUACACUUAUGGAGGUUGAUGCUGACGACGAAAAAGAAACAGAUGCACAAAACGAGCCGUCUGUUGUGGAAGCUGAUAACAUCCCGAGCUUUGCUAAUAGUGUUGGUGCUGGUGGACUUGGUAAGGAAAAUAACAGUGAGGAAAUAAGCAUGGUACCUAGUCAUACCAAGCAAAACAACAAUGUCCCAGUAAAGAAACUGGGUUUUGGUUUGAUUGGCUUGGGCAAAAGGACAUCUGUUCCAUCAGUUUUUGCUGAAGAGGAUGAUGAAAAUAAUGUUGAUAAAAGCAUAAGACCUCUAGUACCUAUCGACUACAAUGAAGAAUUACAAGCCGUACAGGCUAAUUCUUCGACUGGGGCAAAUGUCGCAGCAGCUGCUGAGUUUGCCAAGCGCAUCUCAGUUUCUAACUCAAAGGAAGAGAAGGCUGACACAGAGAAGGAUAGGAAUAGGAGAUCCAGUGAAGGUCGUCCUAGCGAUGAGCGAAGAGAGAAGCUACAUGAUCGUGAGAAGGAUAAGUCCAAGUCGGAGAACAAGAAGAUUCUGGAUGCAAAGCAAUUAAUUGAUAUGAUCCCAAGGACAAAGGAAGAACUUUUUGCCUAUGAUAUAAACUGGGUGAUAUAUGACAAGAAUGAGUUGCACGAGAGAAUGAGGCCUUGGAUUUCAAAAAAGAUUAUUGAAUUUCUUGGCGAGGAGGAAUCAACUUUGGUGGACUAUAUUGUUUCCUGCACCAAAGACCACGUUCAGGCAGAAAAGAUGCUAGAGCUCCUACAGUCGAUUUUGGAUGUUGAGGCUGAGAUGUUUGUUCUCAAGAUGUGGCGGAUGCUGAUAUUUGAGAUUAAGAAAGUCGAAUCUGGACUAUCAGGAAGAGCAAAGUAAUGAAGCUAAGCCUGUUACCUUGUAUGACCUUUGAUUUACAUCACUCAACUGUGGUCAUGCUUGUAAGGUCAUACUGUACUAAACAAGCAUCAGAAACCAUUUUUAAUGAUGCUGAGUGGACGGUUUUGAUUCUACACUUCCCUUGUAGAAAUGUAUACGAGAAUUAAUGAGAGACUGCGUAAUUAUUUUGAUAGAUUGUUGAUUGCAUAAUGUGUUUGGUGCAGUUCACAUGCAUCAACAGCCUACUCUUGUUCUCUGGUGAA
This is a messenger RNA of Zea mays, 3733 nucleotides long. RefSeq names its product RNA-binding protein 25. The record is from RefSeq and is a predicted model, not a curated record. Bases 1194 to 3470 code for a protein of 758 amino acids. Gene Ontology annotation, molecular function: RNA binding. The transcript is spliced from 7 exons. Lineage: Eukaryota; Viridiplantae; Streptophyta; Magnoliopsida; Poales; Poaceae.